Suhomyces tanzawaensis NRRL Y-17324 is the source of this 1395-nucleotide messenger RNA. It is a transcript of the gene SNF5, whose product is annotated as Snf5p. The record is from RefSeq and is a predicted model, not a curated record. Gene Ontology annotation, molecular function: transcription coregulator activity. The transcript has a single exon. NCBI's taxonomy places the organism in Eukaryota, Fungi, Ascomycota, Pichiomycetes, Serinales, Debaryomycetaceae. Gene Ontology annotation, biological process: regulation of transcription by RNA polymerase II; chromatin remodeling. Gene Ontology annotation, cellular component: nucleus; SWI/SNF complex; nuclear chromosome. The coding region runs from base 1 to 1395 and encodes 464 amino acids.
AUGACCACUCUUUCCAGCUUGCACGAAUGGUCAGACAAGCUAAAGGCAGAGGGCAAGGAAGUCCCCAAGGAUGUGGUCAACUACGAGGCUCUCAUCGAAAAAGAUCUGAAAUUCGUGGAAGGCUACUCCAAGCAACUCAACAACAACAAGGCGUUGAUGGAACGGUUGGGCAAAGAUAUCAGUGCCUACAAUCACAUUAAGCAAUUGAGAAUGAACGCGAUAAACAUAUCCAAUAAAGGACAAUUCAACAACAGUAUUUGGGGCGAAGGUUACCAAGGCUACGGUAACGGAAUAACCAGCACAGCCACUAAAUUGGUUCUUCCCGAGCGGGACUGGACAGAUGAUCAAAUCAACAAGAAGGUGAUGAAGAAUAUCGACAAGCCUCGUGACCUUAUACCUAUCCGUUUAGGCUUUGACCUCGAAAGAGACCGGUUCAAGUUGAGAGACACUUUCUUGUGGGAUUUGAACGAGGAGGUGUUGACGGUGGAAUCUUUCGCAAAGCAAUUGGUGGACGACUACAAACUUAUUGCGCCUGGUUUCUACGAUACUGUCGCAGCAUCUAUCAGAGAACAGAUUAACGAUUAUCAAAAGAACCCUACAAAACCUUUGGGGGAGUUGAGAAUUCCCAUAAAAAUAGAUGUGACCAUAAACAACAUUCAGCUUACAGACCAAUUCGAAUGGGAUAUUUUGAACUUCGAGGAAAAUGAUCCAGAAGACUUUGCAGUGAUCAUGUGUGACGAAAUGAGUUUACCAGGAGAGUUCACCACUGCUAUAGCACACACUAUCAGAGAGCAAACCCAGUUCUUUCACAAGACCCUCUACAUGGUCGGAUACAACUUCGAUGGCAGUUCCGUGCAAGAAGAAGAAAUCAGAACCCAUUUGUUGCCAGCAUUGAGAUUGGUGUCUGCAAACUACACGUUGAUGGACGACUUUUUCUCCAUCUUGAGAAAUCCUACCACAGUGGCAGACUACUCGCCAUCCUUGGUGAAGUUGAGUCAAUUGGAGGUGGAGCGUUUAGACAAAGAGAUUGAAAGAGAGAGUCGUCGGAAGAGACGACACAAUGCCACCGAGCUGGAGCUUCCAUCCACCAGCGGAAGAGGCACCACUUCCAGAAGAACAGCUUUCCAUGUGGGUAGAGGAGGGCCCUCGUUGCCGGACCUUUCGGACUUGCCCAAGACUUUCCGCACCCCAGCACCCUCCAGUAUUUUGCCUGGUGCCGUGGAUUUGGGCGUGCCAGAUAUCUAUGAAUACACCGAGAUAUAUGCCAACAAGACCCAGGUCAGAAACCCCGACUACAAGCCUCCACCACAACCCAUCAAGGACCAGGUCAGGUAUCACCACGACCCUAUCCUCGGAAGUCUUUACGUGCGUAUCAAGUUGCCCCAGAGGCGUUAA